AUGCCCUCUGAACUGGAAGGCCAUAGGUCCUCUGGCUACCACACCACAAUUUCUGGAAUCUGUGUGGUUCUAGCAGAAGGAAGUAACCAUACAGAGCAGAUUCCAAGUCAAAGCUUCCAAGACACAGAAAAUGAGUCUGUUCAGCAGGAACAAGACACUUUUCAGGCUACAACUCCACCUGGAAAGGUGACCAUCAUCCAGCCAAUGACAACAAACCCAGUGAUAACAACCUUAAACCCUGCUCACAAUGGGCGCGUGUGCAGCACAUGGGGCAACUUCCACUUCAAAACCUUUGAUGGGGACAUCUUUCAUUUCCCUGGGCUCUGCAACUAUAUUUUUGCAUCCCAGUGCAAUGCAGCUUAUGAGAAUUUUAACAUCCAGAUCAGGCGUACUCUGAUCGGAAAUGUUCCUACUAUCAGCCAUAUCAUCAUGAAACUUGAGGGUGUGAUUACUGAAAUAACGAAGGAUUCUGUUCUCGUGGACAGCAAUAGGGUUCAGCUGCCCUAUAGCCACUCUGGAAUCCUGAUUGAGAAAAACAAUGUCUAUAUAAAAGUGAGAGCCAAAAUGGGCUUGCUUUUCAUGUGGAAUGAAGAUGACAGUAUCUUGCUGGAAGUGGCUGAGAAAUAUGCCAAUCAGACCUGUGGGCUGUGUGGGGACUUCAAUGGCAUUCCAAAAUACAAUGAGUUCUUUUCAAACGAUAUCCAGCUGUCUGCCCUACAGUUUGGGAAUAUGCAGAAGCUAGAUGGGCCAACAGAACAAUGUGAGGAUCCUACAAACACUGUGGACAACUGCACUAUUGAUUAUGAAAACAUGUGCCGGAAAACACUGACUGGACCUGCCUUUUCAAAGUGUAAUGAUCUACUUGCUGUUAACAAGUACAUUGAGUCUUGUGUACAAGACUUCUGUCGCUGUGACCAGUCCAACAAUGCCUUCUGCAUGUGUAAUACUUUUGCUGAAUACUCCCGGCAGUGUGCCCAUGCUGGUGGGCAACCUCAGAACUGGAGAACUCCACAACUGUGCCCCAAGAACUGUACUUUCAAUAUGCACUACCAGGAAUGUGGUUCCCCCUGCAUGGACACCUGCAGUAACCCUGAAACAUCUACACUCUGUGAGGAGCACUGUAUAGAUGGCUGCUUCUGCCCUCCAGGAACUGUGUUUGAUGACAUUACCACUUCUGGCUGCAUUCCCCUUCAGCAGUGCUCCUGUACCUACGAUGGUAACACUUAUGCUCCAGGGACGUCUUAUUCAGGCCCAUGUCACAACUGUACCUGCACUGGAGGCAAAUGGAGCUGUGAAGACAUUCCAUGCCCUGGAACUUGUUCAGUAGUAGGAGGCUCACACAUCUCCACAUAUGAUGAAAAGCAUUACAAUGUCCAUGGAGACUGUACUUAUGUUCUCUCUAGGGACUGUGAAAAUGACACCUUCACCAUUUUGGGGGAACUUCGCAAAUGCGGCCUGACAGAUACCGAGACAUGCCUAAAGAUGAUAGCCCUCAUCACUAACAAAGAGCAAACAAUCAUUGUGAUUAAGCCUGAUGGUGGUGUAUUUUUAAACAGUUUCUAUACUCAGUUGCCCAUCUCAACAGCUGAUGUGACCAUCUUUAGACCUUCAUCCUUCUUUGUUAUUGUGCACACAAAUUUUGGUCUCCAGAUGGAGAUCCAAGUCACACCCUUCAUGCAAGUGUUUGUGCGACUGCAUCCGUCUUUGAAAGGACAGACCUGUGGUCUCUGCGGAAACUUCAACAAUGCCCAGCUUGAUGACUUCAAAAUAAUAAGUGGUGUAGUUGAAGGAACAGGAGCUGCAUUUGCUAACACCUGGAAAACAAAGCCUUCAUGCACUGACAUCAAAAAUAGCUUUGAAAACCCUUGCUCCCUCAGUGUAGAGAAUGAAAAGUAUGCUCUGCACUGGUGUGGAAUGUUGACCAACAGCACAGGACCUUUCGCUGCUUGCCAUGCUACUGUGAACCCCUCUUCUUACCACACGAAUUGCAUGUUUGACACUUGUAACUGUGAAAAAAGUGAGGACUGUAUGUGUGCCUCCCUCUCUGCCUAUGUGCGAGCUUGUGCAGCCAAAGGAGUCCUGCUGAGUGGAUGGAGGACCAACAUCUGUUCCAAAUACACAACAACGUGUCCCAAAUCCCUGAGUUACAGCUAUGUCAUCAAUUCCUGUCAACCCACUUGCCAGUCUCUAAGUGAGCCCGAUGCCACAUGCAACAUAAAGUUUGUUCCAGUUGAUGGCUGCACUUGUGUAAAUGACACUUACAUGGAUGAAAGUGGCAAAUGUGUGCCUGCUAGCAGAUGUCCCUGUUACUACAAAGGAUCUCUUGUGCCCUCUGGGGAAGUAGUUCAUGAAGAUGGUCAUGUAUGCACGUGUGCAAAAGGAGUGUUGAACUGCAUUGGAACCAAAAGCCCAGAGCCAGUCUGCAUUUCUCCCAUGGUCUAUUUUGACUGCAAAAACAUCACUGCAGGAACCACUGGGGCUGAGUGUCAGAAAAGCUGUCAGACUCUUGAUAUGCACUGCUACAGCACACAAUGUGUAUCAGGCUGCAUGUGCCCUUCUGGGCUGGUGUCAGACAGGAAAGGUGGCUGCAUUACUCAGGAAGAAUGCCCAUGUGUUCACAAUGAAGCUAUGUACAAGCCAGGAGAACAGAUCAAAGUGGGCUGUAAUACCUGUGAAUGUAAGAAUAGGAUGUGGAGCUGCACCCAGCAUCAGUGCCUGGGUACUUGUGCUGUUUAUGGAGAUGGGCAUUACAUCACCUUUGAUGGCAAACGGUUCAGCUUCAAUGGGAAUUGUGAAUACACACUGGUCCAGGACCACUGCAGCAACGAUGGCACAGCCAAUGGAACAUUCCGAGUGAUCACUGAGAACAUCCCUUGCGGCACCACGGGAACAACCUGUUCAAAGUCUAUAAAAGUCUUCCUAGGGAAUUAUGAGUUGAUACUCAAUGAGGAGCACUUCCAGGCAGUAAAGAGGGGUGAUGGACAGGAAGUGCCAUACAAAGUCCACUACAUGGGAAUGUACUUAGUGAUUGAGACCGUCAAUGGACUGCAUCUUAUGUGGGAUAAGAAAACCAGCAUCUUCAUCAAGCUCAGCCCUGAUUUCAAGGGUCAAGUCUGUGGCCUAUGUGGAAACUAUGAUGACAAUGACAUCAAUGACUUCACCACCAGGAGUCAGUCUGUAGUAGGAGCUGUGCUGGAGUUUGGAAACAGCUGGAAAAUAUCUUCUUCUUGUCCUGAUGCCAAAUGCGUAAAGAAUCCAUGCUCUACUAACCCUUACAGAAAAUCCUGGGCAGAAAAGCAGUGCAGCAUCAUCAACAGUGAUGUCUUUUCAGCCUGUCACCCUCAGGUUGAUGCAAAAAAAUACUAUGAAUCAUGUGUAACUGAUGCAUGUGCCUGUGACAGUGGAGGAGACUGUGAAUGUUUCUGUACUGCAGUAGCUGCCUAUGCUCAAGUAUGCAGUGAAUUUGGAGUCUGCGUGGCCUGGAGAACACCAUCAAUCUGUCCUAUGUUCUGUGAUUAUUACAACCCAAAGGGGGAAUGUGAAUGGCACUACAAGCCUUGUGGGGCUCCCUGCAUGAAGACCUGUAGGAAUCCAACUGGAAGAUGCCUUAAUCAGUUCUCAGGCUUAGAAGGGUGCUACCCAACCUGUUCACCAGACAAACCAUAUUUUAAUGAGCAUACGAUGAACUGUACUGAUACCUGUGGAUGUUAUGAUGAUCUAGGAAACUAUGUGGAACCAGGAAAGACCUACUCACAGGACAGUUGUCAGUUAUGUAAAUGCACACAGGAAGGCAAAAUAAACUGCAUGUACGAGAAAACAGCAUGUUACUGCAUUUAUGAAGGGAAAAAAUAUGAGUAUCAAGAGGUCAUUUACAACACCACAGAUGGAACUGGAGGCUGCUUUAGUGCAGUUUGUGAUGUAAAUGGAACAAUAACCAGACAUAUAUAUAUAUGUAAUACUCCUACAACCACACCUCCAUUUGAAUUCAGUACACCUACAACUAUUGUUACAGGAACAACAGCUAUAGCAACUGCUACAACAGUAUGUGUCCACAGAGUAUGUGAAUGGUCAGAAUGGUAUGAUGCCAGCCAUCCAACAUCUGGUUCCAGUAACGGAGAUUAUGAAACUAUUGCAAAUCUAAUAAAUGCAGGACACAAGAUAUGCAAAACACCAAAUGACAUUGAAUGCAGAGCAGCACAAUUUCCAAACACGUCGUUACAAAACCUGAACCAAAAAGUAGAGUGUAGCAAAACCCAAGGACUGAUAUGUAAUAACAAGGACCAACAUGAACAAAUCUGCUACAAUUAUGAAAUAAGAAUACAGUGCUGUAUCUAUAUACCAUGUAACCCUUUGAAACCCACCACAGCAGGGACAACUAUGGCAUAUUCAACAUUAACAGUUACAUCACUUGAGUCAACAGAAGUUUCUAAACCAACACAGACAAUAGGGACAGAAGGAAACCUUAAAACGACUAAAAGUCAACCUACAUUCUCAUACAACACCACAGCAGCAGUCACCUCAGCUCCUUCUCCUACCCCAACCUCCUGCGAGCCAACCUGUGCCUGGACCCCCUGGAUUGAUAUAGACUUCCCAACUUCUGGACCCGAGGGAGGAGACAUGGAAACCCUCUCCAAUAUCCACGCUGCUGGAAAGCCAAUCUGCCACAAGCCGGAGAAAAUUCAAUGCAGGGCACAGAACUACCCAGACCUAAGCCUGGCUCAACUGGCUCAGAACGUGCACUGCAGCCUGGACUCUGGGCUGGUGUGCAGAAACAGCGAGCAAACAGGGAAAUUUAAGAUGUGUUUCAACUACGAAGUUCGAUUCUGGUGCUGUCACGCCAACCCCAGCUGCAUUACUACACUGCAAACAACCACCUCCCUUGCUACCCCCACCCCCAAGCCGGGCACCACCACUAGACACACGAGCACGUCUCCACCCUCAUUAGCACCUUCCACCCAUCCACCAGCCAGCACCUCAACCACUGAAGGCACCACGCUCAUUAUCACAAGCCCCCCGGGGGAAGUUGUAGAGCCCACCAAGACCACUCUCGUCCCCACUACAGCCAGGCCCACAAGCACAGCUGCUGUCACACCUACUACGCCACCAGGGACCACGCCCGAGAUAACCCCCACCUCCUCAGCAGCCUCCACCGCCUCCACUCUUCCAACUCGGGGACCCACCACUGCAGCAAGUACUACACGUGGUUUCACCACCUCCGAAACACCCACAACAACACAGAGCACCCCUACUCCAGUGCCCUUAACACCCACCACAACAGCAGUCACCUCAGCUGCUUCUCGUACCCCAACCUCCUGCGAGCCAACCUGUGCCUGGACACCCUGGAUUGAUAUAGACUUCCCAACUUCUGGACCCGAGGGAGGAGACAUGGAAACCCUCUCCAAUAUCCACGCUGCUGGAAAGCCAAUCUGCCACAAGCCGGAGAAAAUUCAAUGCAGGGCACAAAACUACCCAGACCUAAGCCUGGCUCAACUGGCUCAGAACGUGCACUGCAGCCUGGACUCUGGGCUGGUGUGCAGAAACAGCGAGCAAACAGGGAAAUUUAAGAUGUGUUUCAACUACGAAGUUCGAUUCUGGUGCUGUCACGCCAACCCCAGCUGCAUUACUACACUGCAAACAACCACCUCCCUUGCUACCCCCACCCCCAAGCCGGGCACCACCACUGGACACACGAGCACGUCUCCACCCUCAUUAGCGCCUUCCACCCAUCCUCCAGUCAGCACCUCAACCACUGAAGGCACCACGCUCAUUAUCACAAGCCCCCCGGUGGAAGUUGUAGAGCCCACCAAGACCACUCUCGUCCCCACUACAGCCAGGCCCACAAGCACAGCUGCUGUCACACCUACUACGCCACCAGGGACCACGCCCGAGAUAACCCCCACCACCUCAGCAGCCUCCACCGCCUCCACUCUUCCAACUCGGGGACCCACUACUGCAGCAAGUACUACACGUGGUUUCACCACCUCCGAAACACCCACAACAACACAGAGCACCCCUACUCCAGUGCCCUUAACCCCCACCACAACAGCAGUCACCUCAGCUGCUUCUCGUACCCCAACCUCCUGCGAGCCAACCUGUGCCUGGACCCCCUGGAUAGAUAUAGACUUCCCAACUUCUGGACCCGAGGGAGGAGACAUGGAAACCCUCUCCAAUAUCCACGCUGCUGGAAAGCCAAUCUGCCACAAGCCGGAGAAAAUUCAAUGCAGGGCACAGAACUACCCAGACCUAAGCCUGGCUCAACUGGCUCAGAACGUGCACUGCAGCCUGGACUCUGGGCUGGUGUGCAGAAACAGCGAGCAAACAGGGAAAUUUAAGAUGUGUUUCAACUACGAAGUUCGAUUCUGGUGCUGUCACGCCAACCCCAACUGCAUUACUACACUGCAAACAACCACCUCCCUUGCUACCCCCACCCCCAAGCCGGGCACCACCACUAGACACACGAGCACGUCUCCACCCUCAUUAGCGCCUUCCACCCAUCCUCCAGUCAGCACCUCAACCACUGAAGCCACCACGCUCAUUAUCACAAGCCCCCCGGGGGAAGUUGUAGAGCCCACCAAGACCACUCUCGUCCCCACUACAGCCAGGCCCACAAGCACAGCUGCUAUCACACCUACUACGCCACCAGGGACCACGCCCAAGAUAACCCCCACCACCUCAGCAGCCUCCACCACCUCCACUAUUCCAAUUCAGGGACCCACUACUGCAGCAAGUACUACACGUGGUUUCACCACCUCCGAAACAGCCACAACAACACAGAGCACCCCUACUCCAGUGCCCUUAACCCCCACCACAACAGCAGUCACCUCAGCUGCUUCUCCUACCCCAACCUCCUGCGAGCCAACCUGUGCCUGGACACCCUGGAUUGAUAUAGACUUCCCAACUUCUGGACCCGAGGGAGGAGACAUGGAAACCCUCUCCAAUAUCCACGCUGCUGGAAAGCCAAUCUGCCACAAGCCGGAGAAAAUUCAAUGCAGGGCACAAAACUACCCAGACCUAAGCCUGGCUCAACUGGCUCAGAACGUGCACUGCAGCCUGGACUCUGGGCUGGUGUGCAGAAACAGCGAGCAAACAGGGAAAUUUAAGAUGUGUUUCAACUACGAAGUUCGAUUCUGGUGCUGUCACGCCAACCCCAACUGCAUUACUACACUGCAAACAACCACCUCCCUUGCUACCCCCACCCCCAAGCCGGGCACCACCACUGGACACACGAGCACGUCUCCACCCUCAUUAGCGCCUUCCACCCAUCCUCCAGCCAGCACCUCAACCACUGAAGGCACCACGCUCAUUAUCACAAGCCCCCCGGUGGAAGUUGUAGAGCCCACCAAGACCACUCUCGUCCCCACUACAGCCAGGCCCACAAGCACAGCUGCUGUCACACCUACUACGCCACCAGGGACCACGCCCGAGGUAACCCCCACCUCCUCAGCAGCCUCCACCGCCUCCACUCUUCCAACUCGGGGACCCACUACUGCAGCAAGUACUACACGUGGUUUCACCACCUCCGAAACAGCCACAACAACACAGAGCACCCCUACUCCAGUGCCCUUAACCCCCACCACAACAGCAGUCACCUCAGCUGCUUCUCCUACCCCAACCUCCUGCGAGCCAACCUGUGCCUGGACACCCUGGAUUGAUAUAGACUUCCCAACUUCUGGACCCGAGGGAGGAGACAUGGAAACCCUCUCCAAUAUCCACGCUGCUGGAAAGCCAAUCUGCCACAAGCCGGAGAAAAUUCAAUGCAGGGCACAAAACUACCCAGACCUAAGCCUGGCUCAACUGGCUCAGAACGUGCACUGCAGCCUGGACUCUGGGCUGGUGUGCAGAAACAGCGAGCAAACAGGGAAAUUUAAGAUGUGUUUCAACUACGAAGUUCGAUUCUGGUGCUGUCACGCCAACCCCAGCUGCAUUACUACACUGCAAACAACCACCUCCCUUGCUACCCCCACCCCCAAGCCGGGCACUACCACUGGACACACGAGCACGUCUCCACCCUCAUUAGCGCCUUCCACCCAUCCUCCAGCCAGCACCUCAACCACUGAAGGCACCACGCUCAUUAUCACAAGCCCCCCGGUGGAAGUUGUAGAGCCCACCAAGACCACUCUCGUCCCCACUACAGCCAGGCCCACAAGCACAGCUGCUGUCACACCUACUACGCCACCAGGGACCACGCCCGAGAUAACCCCCACCACCUCAGCAGCCUCCACCGCCUCCACUCUUCCAACUCGGGGACCCACUACUGCAGCAAGUACUACACGUGGUUUCACCACCUCCGAAACAGCCACAACAACACAGAGCACCCCUACUCCAGUGCCCUUAACCCCCACCACAACAGCAGUCACCUCAGCUGCUUCUCCUACCCCAACCUCCUGCGAGCCAACCUGUGCCUGGACCCCCUGGAUUGAUAUAGACUUCCCAACUUCUGGACCCGAGGGAGGAGACAUGGAAACCCUCUCCAAUAUCCACGCUGCUGGAAAGCCAAUCUGCCACAAGCCGGAGAAAAUUCAAUGCAGGGCACAAAACUACCCAGACCUAAGCCUGGCUCAACUGGCUCAGAACGUGCACUGCAGCCUGGACUCUGGGCUGGUGUGCAGAAACAGCGAGCAAACAGGGAAAUUUAAGAUGUGUUUCAACUACGAAGUUCGAUUCUGGUGCUGUCACGCCAACCCCAGCUGCAUUACUACACUGCAAACAACCACCUCCCUUGCUACCCCCACCCCCAAGCCGGGCACCACCACAGGACACACGAGCACGUCUCCACCCUCAUUAGCGCCUUCCACCCAUCCUCCAGUCAGCACCUCAACCACUGAAGGCACCACGCUCAUUAUCACAAGCCCCCCGGGGGAAGUUGUAGAGCCCACCAAGACCACUCUCGUCCCCACUACAGCCAGGCCCACAAGCACAGCUGCUGUCACACCUACUACGCCACCAGGGACCACGCCCGAGAUAAACCCCACCACCUCAGCAGCCUCCACCGCCUCCACUCUUCCAACUCGGGGACCCACUACUGCAGCAAGUACUACACGUGGUUUCACCACCUCCGAAACAGCCACAACAACACAGAGCACCCCUACUCCAGUGCCCUUAACCCCCACCACAACAGCAGUCACCUCAGCUGCUUCUCCUACCCCAACCUCCUGCGAGCCAACCUGUGCCUGGACCCCCUGGAUUGAUAUAGACUUCCCAACUUCUGGACCCGAGGGAGGAGACAUGGAAACCCUCUCCAAUAUCCACGCUGCUGGAAAGCCAAUCUGCCACAAGCCGGAGAAAAUUCAAUGCAGGGCACAAAACUACCCAGACCUAAGCCUGGCUCAACUGGCUCAGAACGUGCACUGCAGCCUGGACUCUGGGCUGGUGUGCAGAAACAGCGAGCAAACAGGGAAAUUUAAGAUGUGUUUCAACUACGAAGUUCGAUUCUGGUGCUGUCACGCCAACCCCAACUGCAUUACUACACUGCAAACAACCACCUCCCUUGCUACCCCCACCCCCAAGCCGGGCACCACCACUGGACACACGAGCACGUCUCCACCCUCAUUAGCGCCUUCCACCCAUCCUCCAGCCAGCACCUCAACCACUGAAGGCACCACGCUCAUUAUCACAAGCCCCCCGGUGGAAGUUGUAGAGCCCACCAAGACCACUCUCGUCCCCACUACAGCCAGGCCCACAAGCACAGCUGCUGUCACACCUACUACGCCACCAGGGACCACGCCCGAGGUAACCCCCACCUCCUCAGCAGCCUCCACCGCCUCCACUCUUCCAACUCGGGGACCCACUACUGCAGCAAGUACUACACGUGGUUUCACCACCUCCGAAACAGCCACAACAACACAGAGCACCCCUACUCCAGUGCCCUUAACCCCCACCACAACAGCAGUCACCUCAGCUGCUUCUCCUACCCCAACCUCCUGCGAGCCAACCUGUGCCUGGACACCCUGGAUUGAUAUAGACUUCCCAACUUCUGGACCCGAGGGAGGAGACAUGGAAACCCUCUCCAAUAUCCACGCUGCUGGAAAGCCAAUCUGCCACAAGCCGGAGAAAAUUCAAUGCAGGGCACAAAACUACCCAGACCUAAGCCUGGCUCAACUGGCUCAGAACGUGCACUGCAGCCUGGACUCUGGGCUGGUGUGCAGAAACAGCGAGCAAACAGGGAAAUUUAAGAUGUGUUUCAACUACGAAGUUCGAUUCUGGUGCUGUCACGCCAACCCCAGCUGCAUUACUACACUGCAAACAACCACCUCCCUUGCUACCCCCACCCCCAAGCCGGGCACUACCACUGGACACACGAGCACGUCUCCACCCUCAUUAGCGCCUUCCACCCAUCCUCCAGCCAGCACCUCAACCACUGAAGGCACCACGCUCAUUAUCACAAGCCCCCCGGUGGAAGUUGUAGAGCCCACCAAGACCACUCUCGUCCCCACUACAGCCAGGCCCACAAGCACAGCUGCUGUCACACCUACUACGCCACCAGGGACCACGCCCGAGAUAACCCCCACCACCUCAGCAGCCUCCACCGCCUCCACUCUUCCAACUCGGGGACCCACUACUGCAGCAAGUACUACACGUGGUUUCACCACCUCCGAAACACCCACAACAACACAGAGCACCCCUACUCCAGUGCCCUUAACCCCCACCACAACAGCAGUCACCUCAGCUGCUUCUCCUACCCCAACCUCCUGCGAGCCAACCUGUGCCUGGACCCCCUGGAUUGAUAUAGACUUCCCAACUUCUGGACCCGAGGGAGGAGACAUGGAAACCCUCUCCAAUAUCCACGCUGCUGGAAAGCCAAUCUGCCACAAGCCGGAGAAAAUUCAAUGCAGGGCACAAAACUACCCAGACCUAAGCCUGGCUCAACUGGCUCAGAACGUGCACUGCAGCCUGGACUCUGGGCUGGUGUGCAGAAACAGCGAGCAAACAGGGAAAUUUAAGAUGUGUUUCAACUACGAAGUUCGAUUCUGGUGCUGUCACGCCAACCCCAGCUGCAUUACUACACUGCAAACAACCACCUCCCUUGCUACCCCCACCCCCAAGCCGGGCACCACCACAGGACACACGAGCACGUCUCCACCCUCAUUAGCGCCUUCCACCCAUCCUCCAGUCAGCACCUCAACCACUGAAGGCACCACGCUCAUUAUCACAAGCCCCCCGGGGGAAGUUGUAGAGCCCACCAAGACCACUCUCGUCCCCACUACAGCCAGGCCCACAAGCACAGCUGCUGUCACACCUACUACGCCACCAGGGACCACGCCCGAGAUAACCCCCACCACCUCAGCAGCCUCCACCGCCUCCACUCUUCCAACUCGGGGACCCACUACUGCAGCAAGUACUACACGUGGUUUCACCACCUCCGAAACAGCCACAACAACACAGAGCACCCCUACUCCAGUGCCCUUAACCCCCACCACAACAGCAGUCACCUCAGCUGCUUCUCCUACCCCAACCUCCUGCGAGCCAACCUGUGCCUGGACCCCCUGGAUUGAUAUAGACUUCCCAACUUCUGGACCCGAGGGAGGAGACAUGGAAACCCUCUCCAAUAUCCACGCUGCUGGAAAGCCAAUCUGCCACAAGCCGGAGAAAAUUCAAUGCAGGGCACAAAACUACCCAGACCUAAGCCUGGCUCAACUGGCUCAGAACGUGCACUGCAGCCUGGACUCUGGGCUGGUGUGCAGAAACAGCGAGCAAACAGGGAAAUUUAAGAUGUGUUUCAACUACGAAGUUCGAUUCUGGUGCUGUCAUGCCAACCCCAGCUGCAUUACUACACUGCAAACAACCACCUCCCUUGCUACCCCCACCCCCAAGCCGGGCACUACCACUGGACACACGAGCACGUCUCCACCCUCAUUAGCGCCUUCCACCCAUCCUCCAGCCAGCACCUCAACCACUGAAGGCACCACGCUCAUUAUCACAAGCCCCCCGGGGGAAGUUGUAGAGCCCACCAAGACCACUUUCGUCCCCACUACAGCCAGGCCCACAAGCACAGCUGCUGUGACACCUACUACGCCACCAGGGACCACGCCCGAGAUAACCCCCACCUCCUCAGCAGCCUCCACCGCCUCCACUCUUCCAACUCGGGGACCCACUACUGCAGCAAGUACUACACGUGGUUUCACCACCUCCGAAACAGCCACAACAACACAGAGCACCCCUACUCCAGUGCCCUUAACCCCCACCACAACAGCAGUCACCUCAGCUGCUUCUCCUACCCCAACCUCCUGCGAGCCAACCUGUGCCUGGACCCCCUGGAUUGAUAUAGACUUCCCAACUUCUGGACCCGAGGGAGGAGACAUGGAAACCCUCUCCAAUAUCCACGCUGCUGGAAAGCCAAUCUGCCACAAGCCGGAGAAAAUUCAAUGCAGGGCACAAAACUACCCAGACCUAAGCCUGGCUCAACUGGCUCAGAACGUGCACUGCAGCCUGGACUCUGGGCUGGUGUGCAGAAACAGCGAGCAAACAGGGAAAUUUAAGAUGUGUUUCAACUACGAAGUUCGAUUCUGGUGCUGUCACGCCAACCCCAACUGCAUUACUACACUGCAAACAACCACCUCCCUUGCUACCCCCACCCCCAAGCCGGGCACCACCACUGGACACACGAGCACGUCUCCACCCUCAUUAGCGCCUUCCACCCAUCCUCCAGCCAGCACCUCAACCACUGAAGGCACCACGCUCAUUAUCACAAGCCCCCCGGUGGAAGUUGUAGAGCCCACCAAGACCACUCUCGUCCCCACUACAGCCAGGCCCACAAGCACAGCUGCUGUCACACCUACUACGCCACCAGGGACCACGCCCGAGGUAACCCCCACCUCCUCAGCAGCCUCCACCGCCUCCACUCUUCCAACUCGGGGACCCACUACUGCAGCAAGUACUACACGUGGUUUCACCACCUCCGAAACAGCCACAACAACACAGAGCACCCCUACUCCAGUGCCCUUAACCCCCACCACAACAGCAGUCACCUCAGCUGCUUCUCCUACCCCAACCUCCUGCGAGCCAACCUGUGCCUGGACACCCUGGAUUGAUAUAGACUUCCCAACUUCUGGACCCGAGGGAGGAGACAUGGAAACCCUCUCCAAUAUCCACGCUGCUGGAAAGCCAAUCUGCCACAAGCCGGAGAAAAUUCAAUGCAGGGCACAAAACUACCCAGACCUAAGCCUGGCUCAACUGGCUCAGAACGUGCACUGCAGCCUGGACUCUGGGCUGGUGUGCAGAAACAGCGAGCAAACAGGGAAAUUUAAGAUGUGUUUCAACUACGAAGUUCGAUUCUGGUGCUGUCACGCCAACCCCAGCUGCAUUACUACACUGCAAACAACCACCUCCCUUGCUACCCCCACCCCCAAGCCGGGCACUACCACUGGACACACGAGCACGUCUCCACCCUCAUUAGCGCCUUCCACCCAUCCUCCAGCCAGCACCUCAACCACUGAAGGCACCACGCUCAUUAUCACAAGCCCCCCGGUGGAAGUUGUAGAGCCCACCAAGACCACUCUCGUCCCCACUACAGCCAGGCCCACAAGCACAGCUGCUGUCACACCUACUACGCCACCAGGGACCACGCCCGAGAUAACCCCCACCUCCUCAGCAGCCUCCACCGCCUCCACUCUUCCAACUCGGGGACCCACUACUGCAGCAAGUACUACACGUGGUUUCACCACCUCCGAAACAGCCACAACAACACAGAGCACCCCUACUCCAGUGCCCUUAACCCCCACCACAACAGCAGUCACCUCAGCUGCUUCUCCUACCCCAACCUCCUGCGAGCCAACCUGUGCCUGGACACCCUGGAUUGAUAUAGACUUCCCAACUUCUGGACCCGAGGGAGGAGACAUGGAAACCCUCUCCAAUAUCCACGCUGCUGGAAAGCCAAUCUGCCACAAGCCGGAGAAAAUUCAAUGCAGGGCACAAAACUACCCAGACCUAAGCCUGGCUCAACUGGCUCAGAACGUGCACUGCAGCCUGGACUCUGGGCUGGUGUGCAGAAACAGCGAGCAAACAGGGAAAUUUAAGAUGUGUUUCAACUACGAAGUUCGAUUCUGGUGCUGUCACGCCAACCCCAGCUGCAUUACUACACUGCAAACAACCACCUCCCUUGCUACCCCCACCCCCAAGCCGGGCACCACCACAGGACACACGAGCACGUCUCCACCCUCAUUAGCGCCUUCCACCCAUCCUCCAGUCAGCACCUCAACCACUGAAGGCACCACGCUCAUUAUCACAAGCCCCCCGGGGGAAGUUGUAGAGCCCACCAAGACCACUCUCGUCCCCACUACAGCCAGGCCCACAAGCACAGCUGCUGUCACACCUACUACGCCACCAGGGACCACGCCCGAGAUAACCCCCACCACCUCAGCAGCCUCCACCGCCUCCACUCUUCCAACUCGGGGACCCACUACUGCAGCAAGUACUACACGUGGUUUCACCACCUCCGAAACAGCCACAACAACACAGAGCACCCCUACUCCAGUGCCCUUAACCCCCACCACAACAGCAGUCACCUCAGCUGCUUCUCCUACCCCAACCUCCUGCGAGCCAACCUGUGCCUGGACCCCCUGGAUUGAUAUAGACUUCCCAACUUCUGGACCCGAGGGAGGAGACAUGGAAACCCUCUCCAAUAUCCACGCUGCUGGAAAGCCAAUCUGCCACAAGCCGGAGAAAAUUCAAUGCAGGGCACAAAACUACCCAGACCUAAGCCUGGCUCAACUGGCUCAGAACGUGCACUGCAGCCUGGACUCUGGGCUGGUGUGCAGAAACAGCGAGCAAACAGGGAAAUUUAAGAUGUGUUUCAACUACGAAGUUCGAUUCUGGUGCUGUCAUGCCAACCCCAGCUGCAUUACUACACUGCAAACAACCACCUCCCUUGCUACCCCCACCCCCAAGCCGGGCACUACCACUGGACACACGAGCACGUCUCCACCCUCAUUAGCGCCUUCCACCCAUCCUCCAGCCAGCACCUCAACCACUGAAGGCACCACGCUCAUUAUCACAAGCCCCCCGGGGGAAGUUGUAGAGCCCACCAAGACCACUUUCGUCCCCACUACAGCCAGGCCCACAAGCACAGCUGCUGUGACACCUACUACGCCACCAGGGACCACGCCCGAGAUAACCCCCACCUCCUCAGCAGCCUCCACCGCCUCCACUCUUCCAACUCGGGGACCCACUACUGCAGCAAGUACUACACGUGGUUUCACCACCUCCGAAACAGCCACAACAACACAGAGCACCCCUACUCCAGUGCCCUUAACCCCCACCACAACAGCAGUCACCUCAGCUGCUUCUCCUACCCCAACCUCCUGCGAGCCAACCUGUGCCUGGACCCCCUGGAUUGAUAUAGACUUCCCAACUUCUGGACCCGAGGGAGGAGACAUGGAAACCCUCUCCAAUAUCCACGCUGCUGGAAAGCCAAUCUGCCACAAGCCGGAGAAAAUUCAAUGCAGGGCACAAAACUACCCAGACCUAAGCCUGGCUCAACUGGCUCAGAACGUGCACUGCAGCCUGGACUCUGGGCUGGUGUGCAGAAACAGCGAGCAAACAGGGAAAUUUAAGAUGUGUUUCAACUACGAAGUUCGAUUCUGGUGCUGUCACGCCAACCCCAACUGCAUUACUACACUGCAAACAACCACCUCCCUUGCUACCCCCACCCCCAAGCCGGGCACCACCACUGGACACACGAGCACGUCUCCACCCUCAUUAGCGCCUUCCACCCAUCCUCCAGCCAGCACCUCAACCACUGAAGGCACCACGCUCAUUAUCACAAGCCCCCCGGUGGAAGUUGUAGAGCCCACCAAGACCACUCUCGUCCCCACUACAGCCAGGCCCACAAGCACAGCUGCUGUCACACCUACUACGCCACCAGGGACCACGCCCGAGGUAACCCCCACCUCCUCAGCAGCCUCCACCGCCUCCACUCUUCCAACUCGGGGACCCACUACUGCAGCAAGUACUACACGUGGUUUCACCACCUCCGAAACAGCCACAACAACACAGAGCACCCCUACUCCAGUGCCCUUAACCCCCACCACAACAGCAGUCACCUCAGCUGCUUCUCCUACCCCAACCUCCUGCGAGCCAACCUGUGCCUGGACACCCUGGAUUGAUAUAGACUUCCCAACUUCUGGACCCGAGGGAGGAGACAUGGAAACCCUCUCCAAUAUCCACGCUGCUGGAAAGCCAAUCUGCCACAAGCCGGAGAAAAUUCAAUGCAGGGCACAAAACUACCCAGACCUAAGCCUGGCUCAACUGGCUCAGAACGUGCACUGCAGCCUGGACUCUGGGCUGGUGUGCAGAAACAGCGAGCAAACAGGGAAAUUUAAGAUGUGUUUCAACUACGAAGUUCGAUUCUGGUGCUGUCACGCCAACCCCAGCUGCAUUACUACACUGCAAACAACCACCUCCCUUGCUACCCCCACCCCCAAGCCGGGCACUACCACUGGACACACGAGCACGUCUCCACCCUCAUUAGCGCCUUCCACCCAUCCUCCAGCCAGCACCUCAACCACUGAAGGCACCACGCUCAUUAUCACAAGCCCCCCGGUGGAAGUUGUAGAGCCCACCAAGACCACUCUCGUCCCCACUACAGCCAGGCCCACAAGCACAGCUGCUGUCACACCUACUACGCCACCAGGGACCACGCCCGAGAUAACCCCCACCUCCUCAGCAGCCUCCACCGCCUCCACUCUUCCAACUCGGGGACCCACUACUGCAGCAAGUACUACACGUGGUUUCACCACCUCCGAAACAGCCACAACAACACAGAGCACCCCUACUCCAGUGCCCUUAACCCCCACCACAACAGCAGUCACCUCAGCUGCUUCUCCUACCCCAACCUCCUGCGAGCCAACCUGUGCCUGGACACCCUGGAUUGAUAUAGACUUCCCAACUUCUGGACCCGAGGGAGGAGACAUGGAAACCCUCUCCAAUAUCCACGCUGCUGGAAAGCCAAUCUGCCACAAGCCGGAGAAAAUUCAAUGCAGGGCACAAAACUACCCAGACCUAAGCCUGGCUCAACUGGCUCAGAACGUGCACUGCAGCCUGGACUCUGGGCUGGUGUGCAGAAACAGCGAGCAAACAGGGAAAUUUAAGAUGUGUUUCAACUACGAAGUUCGAUUCUGGUGCUGUCACGCCAACCCCAGCUGCAUUACUACACUGCAAACAACCACCUCCCUUGCUACCCCCACCCCCAAGCCGGGCACCACCACAGGACACACGAGCACGUCUCCACCCUCAUUAGCGCCUUCCACCCAUCCUCCAGUCAGCACCUCAACCACUGAAGGCACCACGCUCAUUAUCACAAGCCCCCCGGGGGAAGUUGUAGAGCCCACCAAGACCACUCUCGUCCCCACUACAGCCAGGCCCACAAGCACAGCUGCUGUCACACCUACUACGCCACCAGGGACCACGCCCGAGAUAACCCCCACCACCUCAGCAGCCUCCACCGCCUCCACUCUUCCAACUCGGGGACCCACUACUGCAGCAAGUACUACACGUGGUUUCACCACCUCCGAAACAGCCACAACAACACAGAGCACCCCUACUCCAGUGCCCUUAACCCCCACCACAACAGCAGUCACCUCAGCUGCUUCUCCUACCCCAACCUCCUGCGAGCCAACCUGUGCCUGGACCCCCUGGAUUGAUAUAGACUUCCCAACUUCUGGACCCGAGGGAGGAGACAUGGAAACCCUCUCCAAUAUCCACGCUGCUGGAAAGCCAAUCUGCCACAAGCCGGAGAAAAUUCAAUGCAGGGCACAAAACUACCCAGACCUAAGCCUGGCUCAACUGGCUCAGAACGUGCACUGCAGCCUGGACUCUGGGCUGGUGUGCAGAAACAGCGAGCAAACAGGGAAAUUUAAGAUGUGUUUCAACUACGAAGUUCGAUUCUGGUGCUGUCAUGCCAACCCCAGCUGCAUUACUACACUGCAAACAACCACCUCCCUUGCUACCCCCACCCCCAAGCCGGGCACUACCACUGGACACACGAGCACGUCUCCACCCUCAUUAGCGCCUUCCACCCAUCCUCCAGCCAGCACCUCAACCACUGAAGGCACCACGCUCAUUAUCACAAGCCCCCCGGGGGAAGUUGUAGAGCCCACCAAGACCACUUUCGUCCCCACUACAGCCAGGCCCACAAGCACAGCUGCUGUGACACCUACUACGCCACCAGGGACCACGCCCGAGAUAACCCCCACCUCCUCAGCAGCCUCCACCGCCUCCACUCUUCCAACUCGGGGACCCACUACUGCAGCAAGUACUACACGUGGUUUCACCACCUCCGAAACAGCCACAACAACACAGAGCACCCCUACUCCAGUGCCCUUAACCCCCACCACAACAGCAGUCACCUCAGCUGCUUCUCCUACCCCAACCUCCUGCGAGCCAACCUGUGCCUGGACCCCCUGGAUUGAUAUAGACUUCCCAACUUCUGGACCCGAGGGAGGAGACAUGGAAACCCUCUCCAAUAUCCACGCUGCUGGAAAGCCAAUCUGCCACAAGCCGGAGAAAAUUCAAUGCAGGGCACAAAACUACCCAGACCUAAGCCUGGCUCAACUGGCUCAGAACGUGCACUGCAGCCUGGACUCUGGGCUGGUGUGCAGAAACAGCGAGCAAACAGGGAAAUUUAAGAUGUGUUUCAACUACGAAGUUCGAUUCUGGUGCUGUCACGCCAACCCCAACUGCAUUACUACACUGCAAACAACCACCUCCCUUGCUACCCCCACCCCCAAGCCGGGCACCACCACUGGACACACGAGCACGUCUCCACCCUCAUUAGCGCCUUCCACCCAUCCUCCAGCCAGCACCUCAACCACUGAAGGCACCACGCUCAUUAUCACAAGCCCCCCGGUGGAAGUUGUAGAGCCCACCAAGACCACUCUCGUCCCCACUACAGCCAGGCCCACAAGCACAGCUGCUGUCACACCUACUACGCCACCAGGGACCACGCCCGAGGUAACCCCCACCUCCUCAGCAGCCUCCACCGCCUCCACUCUUCCAACUCGGGGACCCACUACUGCAGCAAGUACUACACGUGGUUUCACCACCUCCGAAACAGCCACAACAACACAGAGCACCCCUACUCCAGUGCCCUUAACCCCCACCACAACAGCAGUCACCUCAGCUGCUUCUCCUACCCCAACCUCCUGCGAGCCAACCUGUGCCUGGACACCCUGGAUUGAUAUAGACUUCCCAACUUCUGGACCCGAGGGAGGAGACAUGGAAACCCUCUCCAAUAUCCACGCUGCUGGAAAGCCAAUCUGCCACAAGCCGGAGAAAAUUCAAUGCAGGGCACAAAACUACCCAGACCUAAGCCUGGCUCAACUGGCUCAGAACGUGCACUGCAGCCUGGACUCUGGGCUGGUGUGCAGAAACAGCGAGCAAACAGGGAAAUUUAAGAUGUGUUUCAACUACGAAGUUCGAUUCUGGUGCUGUCACGCCAACCCCAGCUGCAUUACUACACUGCAAACAACCACCUCCCUUGCUACCCCCACCCCCAAGCCGGGCACUACCACUGGACACACGAGCACGUCUCCACCCUCAUUAGCGCCUUCCACCCAUCCUCCAGCCAGCACCUCAACCACUGAAGGCACCACGCUCAUUAUCACAAGCCCCCCGGUGGAAGUUGUAGAGCCCACCAAGACCACUCUCGUCCCCACUACAGCCAGGCCCACAAGCACAGCUGCUGUCACACCUACUACGCCACCAGGGACCACGCCCGAGAUAACCCCCACCUCCUCAGCAGCCUCCACCGCCUCCACUCUUCCAACUCGGGGACCCACUACUGCAGCAAGUACUACACGUGGUUUCACCACCUCCGAAACAGCCACAACAACACAGAGCACCCCUACUCCAGUGCCCUUAACCCCCACCACAACAGCAGUCACCUCAGCUGCUUCUCCUACCCCAACCUCCUGCGAGCCAACCUGUGCCUGGACACCCUGGAUUGAUAUAGACUUCCCAACUUCUGGACCCGAGGGAGGAGACAUGGAAACCCUCUCCAAUAUCCACGCUGCUGGAAAGCCAAUCUGCCACAAGCCGGAGAAAAUUCAAUGCAGGGCACAAAACUACCCAGACCUAAGCCUGGCUCAACUGGCUCAGAACGUGCACUGCAGCCUGGACUCUGGGCUGGUGUGCAGAAACAGCGAGCAAACAGGGAAAUUUAAGAUGUGUUUCAACUACGAAGUUCGAUUCUGGUGCUGUCACGCCAACCCCAACUGCAUUACUACACUGCAAACAACCACCUCCCUUGCUACCCCCACCCCCAAGCCGGGCACCACCACUGGACACACGAGCACGUCUCCACCCUCAUUAGCGCCUUCCACCCAUCCUCCAGCCAGCACCUCAACCACUGAAGGCACCACGCUCAUUAUCACAAGCCCCCCGGUGGAAGUUGUAGAGCCCACCAAGACCACUCUCGUCCCCACUACAGCCAGGCCCACAAGCACAGCUGCUGUCACACCUACUACGCCACCAGGGACCACGCCCGAGGUAACCCCCACCUCCUCAGCAGCCUCCACCGCCUCCACUCUUCCAACUCGGGGACCCACUACUGCAGCAAGUACUACACGUGGUUUCACCACCUCCGAAACAGCCACAACAACACAGAGCACCCCUACUCCAGUGCCCUUAACCCCCACCACAACAGCAGUCACCUCAGCUGCUUCUCCUACCCCAACCUCCUGCGAGCCAACCUGUGCCUGGACACCCUGGAUUGAUAUAGACUUCCCAACUUCUGGACCCGAGGGAGGAGACAUGGAAACCCUCUCCAAUAUCCACGCUGCUGGAAAGCCAAUCUGCCACAAGCCGGAGAAAAUUCAAUGCAGGGCACAAAACUACCCAGACCUAAGCCUGGCUCAACUGGCUCAGAACGUGCACUGCAGCCUGGACUCUGGGCUGGUGUGCAGAAACAGCGAGCAAACAGGGAAAUUUAAGAUGUGUUUCAACUACGAAGUUCGAUUCUGGUGCUGUCACGCCAACCCCAGCUGCAUUACUACACUGCAAACAACCACCUCCCUUGCUACCCCCACCCCCAAGCCGGGCACCACCACUGGACACACGAGCACGUCUCCACCCUCAUUAGCGCCUUCCACCCAUCCUCCAGCCAGCACCUCAACCACUGAAGGCACCACGCUCAUUAUCACAAGCCCCCCGGGGGAAGUUGUAGAGCCCACCAAGACCACUCUCGUCCCCACUACAGCCAGGCCCACAAGCACAGCUGCUGCCACACCUACUACGCCACCAGGGACCACACCCGAGAUAACCCACACCACCUCAGCAGCCUCCACCGCCUCCACUCUUCCAACUCGGGGACCCACUACUGCAGCAAGUACUACACGUGGUUUCACCACCUCCGAAACAGCCACAACAACACAGAGCACCCCUACUCCAGUGCCCUUAACCCCCACCACAACAGCAGUCACCUCAGCUGCUUCUCCUACCCCAACCUCCUGCGAGCCAACCUGUGCCUGGACACCCUGGAUUGAUAUAGACUUCCCAACUUCUGGACCCGAGGGAGGAGACAUGGAAACCCUCUCCAAUAUCCACGCUGCUGGAAAGCCAAUCUGCCACAAGCCGGAGAAAAUUCAAUGCAGGGCACAAAACUACCCAGACCUAAGCCUGGCUCAACUGGCUCAGAACGUGCACUGCAGCCUGGACUCUGGGCUGGUGUGCAGAAACAGCGAGCAAACAGGGAAAUUUAAGAUGUGUUUCAACUACGAAGUUCGAUUCUGGUGCUGUCACGCCAACCCCAACUGCAUAACCACACUGAAAACUACCACUUCCCUUGCUACCACAACCUCCACGCCGGCCAUAACAACAUCAAUAGUAUUCCCCACUACUACCCUGGCUACAAGCCGAGGAAAGCCCUCAAUCAGCAUUAUUACUAAGACACCUGCAACCCACGCCCCUCAGGUAGUAGGUUCCACAGUUUCUACCUUAUCUACUUUAGUAUCUACAACCACUGAAAGUGCCUCAAUAUUUUCCACCAGCACUCAGAAUCAAACUACAGGGGGAAUAUUCAGAACUAAAGAAACUGAGUCUUCCACUGCAAGCAGAACAACUGCAUGUUUCUGCCAUGUAUUUGACCAUUUGUUUUCUCCUGGGCAAGUUGUAUACAACAGAACAGAUCAUUCUGGUUGUUAUUUUUAUGCACUUUGCAAUGACAAAUGUGAAAUUGACCGAUUCCAGGGGCCAUGUCCCACAACAAUUCCUUCCAUUUCAUCAACCACAUCACCUACAACCUCAGGUCUAUCAAGUCCAGGAUCUGUUUCUUCUACAAUCUCACCAUCUCUAGAAACAUCUAAACCACCACCAGAAGGCUGUCCUAGUUUGGAUCCUCCAAGGAAGAUAAACGAAACCUGGAUGUCUGAUAAGUGCACUAAGGCAACAUGUGUGGGAAACAACACAGUUGUUCUGGAGCUUCCUCCACCUGUACAGGUUAUCACCUGUGUAAAUGGACGCGAACCAGUAAAAGUCUAUGAGGCAGAUGGCUGUACCUACCAUUAUGAGUGUGAAUGUGUUUGUAACGGCUGGAGCAAUUCUGACUACAAGACUUUUGAUGGAGUUAAAUACACAUUCAAUGGACUCUGCAGAUAUGUGCUGGUGAAAGAGAUUGUGCCAAAAUACAAUUUCAGUGUUCUUACUGACAAUUACAACUGUGAUGUGGUUGAUGGACUCUCCUGCCCUAAAUCUAUCAUUGUGAAUUACAACUCCAUGGAAAUAGUGCUAAGCAGUCAGACACAUGAAGGAAACGUAACUAACAAGAUCAUUUUCAACAAAGAGCCAAUCAAUGAAGGUGUCAGCAAGGAUGGUGUUUCCAUUACCAGAGUUGGUAAGGAUUUGACUGUUGAAAUUCCUGCCAUCAAUGCUUACAUCUCCUUGAAUGGAUUAAUCUUCACAGUGAAAGUGCCAUUCGGUCUGUUUGCACAUAACACUGAGGGCCAGUGUGGCACGUGCUCAAAUAUAAAAUCAGACGAAUGCCGCACGCAAGGCGGUCAGGAAGUUUCCUCAUGUUCAGAAAUGGCUUACACGUGGAAGGUUGAGAAUGGAAACAAUCCCUAUUGUCACGAGACUACAACAUCAUCGCCUCCUCUGAUCUCACCAACUACACCAGUACCCUGCACUUCUUCUUCGCCUCUCUGUGAGCUGAUCUUGAGCGAAACUGGUGACCAGACAAUUGAAGGUUUUGUUGAAGGAUGCUUCUGCCCAGAGGGUAGCAUCCUCUUUAAUUCAUUUGCUGAUGUCUGUGUGUCAGAAUGCGGUUGUGUUGGACCAGAUGGACUGCCCAGAGAGCCUGGAUCCAAAUGGAAGAGCAAUUGCCAGGAGUGUGUCUGUGACGAAAAGUCUAUGACUGUACAGUGUAAGCCACUUUUAUGUCAGACGCCUGUGCCAGCCACUUGUAAUAAACCAGGAUUCGUCCCUAUGCCCGUGUUAACACCAGAUGACCCAUGCUGCCCUGAAAUUAUAUGCAGAUGUGAUAUUACCUUGUGCCCCAAGGCCGAGAAUAGUUGUGAACAAGGUUAUUAUCUAGCCUCAGUUGUUUUUGCCGGCAACUGUUGUGUGACAUAUGAGUGUGCGGACAAAUGCAAGGUUCACAAGAAACCAACUGUGAUCUACCAGGAUGAAUGCAAAUCUUCUGAAUCUAUCGAACUGACAUACUGCGAAGGGUUUUGUGGCAGCUCCUCCAAGUAUUCCUUGGAAGCAAAUCAGAUGCAACACCAAUGUACCUGCUGCAAGGAGCUCAAGAGCCACAGGAGACAAGUGACCCUGACCUGUCACAAUGGUACAAGAAGCAAUUAUGACUAUAUAUAUGUGGAAGAGUGCCAAUGCAUAACUGCGUGCAUCCCAUCAGAGUCUGAAGACAGGACCAAACAGCUCCAAAGCAGUCAGAUUCAUUAG
This is a messenger RNA of Alligator mississippiensis (American alligator), 23889 nucleotides long. RefSeq names its product mucin-5B. NCBI's taxonomy places the organism in Eukaryota, Metazoa, Chordata, Crocodylia, Alligatoridae. The transcript is spliced from 42 exons. Gene Ontology annotation, cellular component: extracellular matrix. Bases 1 to 23889 code for a protein of 7962 amino acids. The record is from RefSeq and is a predicted model, not a curated record. Gene Ontology annotation, molecular function: protein binding.